CUCUCUGUGUUCCUCCCGGGUGUAGUACGGUAGGAGUCGCACUAGUCCACACAGCGGAGUUCGGUGAUGCGGAGGGAGGACGGUCUUUCUCUCACACACACAGUGAAGCGAUCAGAGCGGUGCAGUCAGUGAGCGGCGAUCACACUACACGGGACUGAUCGGCCGACCUCCGCCGCUUCCUCCGGUGAUCACGUGAUUCCGGCAGCACAGACCUCGUACGGGAGCGGGUCGGAGUGGCCCGGGGACCGGCAGUGCUCGGCUCUGUGUUGGGAAUUCUAUAGCAACAAGUGAUCCGGCUGGAGAAGUUUGCAGCGCGCCGUCUCUGACAAUGAGGAAUAUUUGGAUCGUGCUGGGCUUCGGCUGGCUGGCCCUUGUGUCCGGGGAGACGCGGGUGGCUACUACAUCAGACAAAGACUUGUAUAUUGAUAACACUUCGAUUGAAGAGUCUUCAGGAGUAUACCCAAUCGAUGAUGAUGACUACUCUUCUGGGUCUGGUUCAGGGGUGGCAGACCUUGAUGCUGAAGAAGAUCCAGUACAGCUGACGACCCUCCGAUUACUUCCAGAGAGUCCCCCAACUAGUGAUGCACCAGUUAUAGAGAUGACUACACUGAAGAUGCAGACGAAAAUUGUAUUGGAAGCAGGGGGGCCUCAGAUAAAGAAGACUGAAGAAACCGCAGGAAGCAACCCCAACGCUGAUACAGACGUGUACACAGAGAAGCAGUCAGAGAACCUCUUUCACAGAACAGAAGUACUUGCAGCGGUUAUUGCUGGUGGAGGCAUCGGCUUCCUUUUUGCAGUUUUCCUAAUCUUGCUGCUUGUUUAUCGCAUGAGGAAGAAGGAUGAAGGCAGCUACGACCUGGGAGAAAGAAAACCAUCCAGCGCCGUCUACCAAAAGGCACCUACUAAAGAGUUUUACGCGUAAAACUCCCACCUGGUGUCUCUUUUUUUGAGAUCACUGAACUUUUUUUGUUUUUCUUUUAAAAUGAAGCUUUUGCAUAGAAUAAAGAAGAUUUUUUUUUUUUUUUUUUUUUUUUCCUUGUUCUCGAAAGAGCCUCGGAGGCAAAUUAUAAUAUGAAAAAAAAUCCCAUUGUAUUUAAGAAAAAAACAAACUUUUCAUGUAUUCCUUAAAAACAAAAAGUAUAAAAAAAAUCUUGGCAUUGUUGAGUGGGUAACAGUGGCAAAGUAUUAUUUUAUAUGACCAUUGGUAUUCACCAAGAUGUUUCAUAUCUUUAUGCAUAAACAUACAAGAUGGAAAAAUGACAAACAGUAGCUUUCAAUCUUUGGGUCUAUAAAAGGUUGUUUAAUAUUUUUAGCAUGUCUCAGAUCGCUCAAAGUUUUAGUUUUUGUUUCAUUAAUUUAUCUGUUUCCAAACAAAUGCCUUUUUUUUUUUUUUUAGUAGUUGUCAUGGUGCAAUCGUCCUUGGGUAAUUCAGAUAUACAGUAUAUUAGUGUAAAUGUACUUUUUUUCUUCCUAUGUAAACUUAAAAUUUGUAUAAAUCUGUCUAAUGAUAUUUGUUUUUGGUUUUGUUUUUUGUUUUCUUUUUUUUUUUUUUAUACAAUACCGCUCUAAUUUUCAGUGUACUUUCUAGCAAAUUUAGUCUGACGUGCAAAAUGAAAAAAGAAAUAUCUACUUACAAGCCGUUAGUAAGCUACUUAUUUUAAAGGUGCAUUCACUCUUACCAUUUUUGUAUUCUCAAACAUUUAAAGUGUAUCUAAGCCCUUCCCCCAAACAAGUAUAUUUUUAUUUCAUCCGGUGUUCGUUUUUGUAAUAAGGUUUGUUUCAAUUUCUAGGAUCAAAAAAUAAAUAAAAAAUUAGGUCCCCAGCACUUCCUACAUAAGGAUGCCAACACUGCCUUUCUAUGCACCGCAUACAGCAGUGUCACCCAAAUUUGCAUUUCCACUUAUGGCCGCCGAUUAUUUAUUAGCGAGCCUGCACCAACCUCUGUACUACCCACCUCUUCCAUAAUUGGCACCUGCUAUUGUGUUGAAGGUGCACAAGAAAUGGUGAAACUGAAGAAUUACUGAACUGCGAAUGGCAAACUGAAUUAAAAGAAAAGACCACCCUUUUAAGCUCAAUCUUAUACUAUUUUUUUAAAGUGGUUAUAAUAAAAAAUAAAUAUUCAUAAAUAUGUCUAUACUUGCAUGCUUUAUGCAAUAGAAUUGCACAAAACGGCCCCAUUGCUUUUCUUCUCAGGUCCCUUGCUGGCACUCCUGGCUCCUCUUCUCUUGCUGGUGCCCCCAGUAGGAAGCUAUUUCCCAUGGGAGCACUCGUGCGGGCUCAGCCCGCUCCCUUGCCACUGGAGAGGAGCGCAAACCAAUGGCUUUAUAUCAGUCUGUCCAGGGAGGAGGCACAAAGCCAGGAGAGCCGCAGUUCUCAUGCACAGCACUUGAUCGCGAUGGCGUUCAGGUAAGUAUAAGUGGAGCACGAGAGGGAGUCUGACAUAGGUUUUUUUUACCUUAAUUCAUAAAAUACAUUAAGGUAAAAAAUAAAUAAUAAUUGAGGCUUUAGAACCACUUAAAGGAAUGGAGAUAACUAAAACAUAGACACAAUGUGGAGUGAUGGCAGCCAUUACCUUUAUGUGAACUUUUUCUAAACAUAGCUGUGCUGACAUAAAUCUCAGAAUAGGAACAACCUGAUUAGUGUCCGAUGCAGAGUUUGUCUAUUGUACCUAAAUCUUUCCACGUUUUGUUCUUUGUAAAAGAUUUUUGUUGCAAAUGUUUCAGACGUUUUCAUUAGUUACUCAUCGACACUUGUCUUCAUUGGCUUCUUUUUGCAUCACCUAAAGACAUAAAAGCAGAACUAGCUUUAGUGUGCAUAAGCCUCUUUAAAAGGUUAUUUGCUUUUAGUAACAGCAGACCAAUACAUUUGUGCCAUGGAACACUAAUCAGGAUACCCAAAUAAAGUGGAUCUUGUAUGUUU
Rana temporaria (common frog) is the source of this 2919-nucleotide messenger RNA. RefSeq names its product syndecan 2 (gene SDC2). Lineage: Eukaryota; Metazoa; Chordata; Amphibia; Anura; Ranidae. Gene Ontology annotation, cellular component: cell surface; membrane. The transcript has 5 exons. The coding region runs from base 329 to 922 and encodes 197 amino acids. The record is from RefSeq and is a predicted model, not a curated record. Gene Ontology annotation, biological process: cell migration.